Molecule: messenger RNA, 1248 nt
Organism: Umbelopsis ramanniana AG
Lineage: Eukaryota; Fungi; Mucoromycota; Umbelopsidomycetes; Umbelopsidales; Umbelopsidaceae
Exons: 6
Coding region: 157-1167 (336 amino acids)
Biological process (GO): ubiquitin-dependent protein catabolic process via the multivesicular body sorting pathway; protein targeting to membrane; protein targeting to vacuole
Cellular component (GO): ESCRT I complex
Source: RefSeq, a predicted model, not a curated record
GAUAUAAAGUAUGCUGGAAUGAAAAGUCAAUCCAUGACGUCUGCGCCAACUGACUGAAAUGCCAAGGUGGGAUGGAAUAUUCAAGAUCCGCCCUCCCACAAGGUGUCUCUCCACCUUUCAGCAUCCGGAUUACUUCAGCUUCUUACAACGGACAAAAUGUGGGGCUCGACAGGACGAAAGUCCUCUAGAUCACAGACUCCCGAUCCAUCACAACAACAAGAUCAGUUACGGAAACAGAUAACGUCUCUUUUUACCUAUAAUGAUCACAUCAAAGAACUCACACCCGAAAAGCAAUAUGAGUUGCCUUUCUCUGCCGGGAGUCUAGAUAUAAGUCUUCUCAUAAACGUACCUUCAGAGUUUCCCCAGGAUCCACCGAUCAUCACCGUCAGUCCAAAUGAUUUGAGACAUCCUUGGAUAGAGUCGAACGUCGUUACGUGGCAAGAAAAGUUGCAUGCAAAGAACUGGAACUCUCAAAGUAAUCUUGGGAAAAUACUACAAGAGAUUCGAGAAGAGUUCAUUCGUGCCCCUCCUGUGAGAAGUGCGCAGUCGGACGUUGUUGAUGAUGACUGGAUCGCGGUUACUAGCCCAGUAUCUUCACGGCCACCCCCACCAAUACCUCGAGACAACAAUAGUGCACAACCUCAGAGCAAUAUACACGACUCGUUAUCCUCUACCCUAGCAAUCGAAGCUAAUAUAAUCAAAUCAAAGUCUAACGAAGAGCUGGAGGAGCUUUUGUCUAACGAAUCGGCAUUCGAAAUGUUUUUCCAACAGCUGGACCAGGUUCAAGAGCAGAAGACAGUACAAGAAGAGCUUAGGAGGGGUAAUGAGCUUUUUGCUAACAGAAACCUAUCUGUUAAAGAUGAUCUUCAACAGCUUCAACAAGAGGUAUCAGCACUGGAUGCUGAAUGGAGAGAGGUUUGGCAACAGUUUCAAGAAAAUGACCAGCGACAGCAAGCAGCAUUCAAUAGAUUUUCCACUGCCAACAUUAUCGGUCGACUACGAGCGGCCGCACUGGAGUGUGACGAUCUGUCCGAGUCAGUGGCGCAAAGCUUUUUGGAUGGGAGCUUGGAUCAUGAUACCUUUGUUAAACAGUUUCGUGACUUACGUAAGGUAUAUCACCUUCGUGCAAGCAAGGUAGAAAGAGGGCAGCGAAAUGAUAUAUCCUGAAGAAUGAAAUGAGAUUAAGUAUCUCCUGUACUAUACAACUUUACAGACAAUAAAUCGCAUUAAAAAGAGUUUAUUCAGCGC